Messenger RNA from Serpula lacrymans var. lacrymans S7.9, 1701 nucleotides. RefSeq lists its product as uncharacterized. Gene Ontology annotation, molecular function: NADP binding; 3-hydroxyisobutyrate dehydrogenase activity; NAD binding. The transcript is spliced from 4 exons. NCBI's taxonomy places the organism in Eukaryota, Fungi, Basidiomycota, Agaricomycetes, Boletales, Serpulaceae. Gene Ontology annotation, biological process: L-valine catabolic process. Gene Ontology annotation, cellular component: mitochondrion. The record is from RefSeq and is a predicted model, not a curated record. The coding region runs from base 99 to 1148 and encodes 349 amino acids.
GAUGCCACUCGGCUCAGUUCCGUCCGUGUCUUCUGCUGGUGGGACAGCUUAUAACAUUUGUUUUUGGAAUUACAUCUCUUUCCCCCGACAUCUACGCCAUGAGACCAACGAUUCGUGUUUUGCAAUCCCUAAACCAACAUGCGACACGUAGCAAGAGUAUUGGUUUCAUCGGUCUAGGUCGAAUGGGUACCGAGAUGGCAUUCAACCUGUUCUCUAAAACAUAUGCAGAAGCUACAGACGCCCAGUUCUAUAUCUGCGACGCUGUACCUUCCAGCGCUGCCUCAUUUCGUCAGAAUUUCCUUGGUCACUUUCCAGGUGCUCAUGUGCACGUAGUCCAGACUCCAGCAGAGGCAUUAAUCGCGUCACAGACUGUAAUGACAGUGCUACCAUCUUCUCCUGAAGUAAAGGGUGUUUAUUCUGGAUCAAGUGGAAUUAUACCUGCUCUGAAAUCGCUGCCCACCAAAGCUGCUGAAAGCACGCUGGUAAUUGACUCCACGACGCUAGAUGUAGAGGUCGCGCGCCAAGUGGCGAAAGACGUCAUACAGACUGGAGCCCAGAUGAUUGACGCUCCUGUUUCUGGUGGGGUCACCGGUGCUAAAGCCGGCACACUUGCGUUUAUGGUUGGGGGAUCAGAAUCGUCCUUCGAGCUGUCUCGUGCCCUUCUCUCCCAUAUGGGCAAACGCAUUCUGCAUUGCGGUCCCUCUGGCGCCGGCCUUGGUGCCAAGAUAUGUAAUAAUCUCGUUUUGGGCAUCGAGCAGAUUGCUGUCGCUGAAGCCAUGCUUCUGGGUCAGAAACUUGGUCUAGAUCCCGCUAUACUUGCAGGCGUCAUUAACAGCUCGACUGGCGGCUGUUGGGCGUCAUCGAUCAACAAUCCUGUACCGUCCUCACUACCUGGAAAAUCACCGCCCUGCGAGCGUAAUUUCGAGGGUGGUUUUGUCACUGCGCUAAUGCUGAAGGAUAUGCUCCUGGCAAAGGAUAUUGCUGCAAGUCAAGGUAGUCCUUUGCCGCUUGGAGAGGCUGCACAGGGCAUAUACUCUGACGCGAUAAAGCAGCAACCGGAGCUGGCUACCCGUGACUUUUCGUCUGUGUACCUACAUCUCCGACAACAAACCGAGGGGAGAAAGCAUGGAUCAGAAGAGAAGUCAUGACAAGGGUCGUGGUGAUGUGUUUGUACGAAAGUAACAAUGCAUUGAGUAUCGAUGUUGUGAUUGGUUGAUGUAAUGUCUGAAACGCCUCGUUUGCCUUGUAGCAUGUCGAGUUUUACAUGGCUAGUUUCAAUGGCAAUGGCGUACAAGCGGCGGAAUACAAGGUGCUAUACAGCAAAGAUCGAUGAAACGAUGAUUAUAUGUCAAGUGGUGGUACAUAUGAGGAGGACGCCGCAAGGAAAUUACUCGGACGCCGAUGCAAGCCUGAUCGAUGUCGUUUUGAAAGUUGAAAAUUUUAUGAUGGUGAGAUUAGAGGACAGGACAGCUGCAAAUUUUCGUAAGAGGUACGACGAGGAUGGAUAGCAUGGAGCCGUAUGUGGUAUCUAGUUUGACCGAAAUGAAGGCGAGAGCGCUCGAAGGGGUAUCGGUGUGGACUGUUGUGUUGUGUGCCGGCGGUAGUGAUGGCAGUAGAUGAUACAUCGAUGAUAGAUGAUAUAAGGGUGCUUACCGCUGAGACCGGGUUUCAAUAUCAAAAAUGAUUCGCUGCGACGUCGAC